This is a messenger RNA of Trichoderma gamsii, 2268 nucleotides long. RefSeq names its product histone-lysine N-methyltransferase SET9. The transcript is spliced from 2 exons. Gene Ontology annotation, cellular component: nucleus. Gene Ontology annotation, molecular function: histone H4K20 methyltransferase activity; protein binding. The record is from RefSeq and is a predicted model, not a curated record. Bases 1 to 2268 code for a protein of 755 amino acids. NCBI's taxonomy places the organism in Eukaryota, Fungi, Ascomycota, Sordariomycetes, Hypocreales, Hypocreaceae.
AUGGCGCCAUCCAAGGCUGCCGUGGCAACGGCCAAAAAACACCGACUUACGCUCAACCAGCUGGCCGCUUACGACGACAUUCUGACGGACGCGCUCGUCGACCAUGCUUUUUACUGGGCUACGGUUCCCAAGAACCGCUCGUCCUACCAUCCGUCACGGGGGAUCCGGGAGGAGGACAUUGGCAAGAUCAUCCAGGAGGAAGUCAUUGUCAACCAGGACCUCGAAGCGGCGGAGAAGCGCCUGUUGGCGUCGGAUGGGCUCAAGAGGUUUGUCAAUGGCCUAAAGUCGGAUAAGGAAAAGGCCGACUUUGUGCAGCAUCUGCGACGUUAUCUUCGGAUAUACAGCCUUGAUUGCCCUUGGGAGGUCAGCACCACUAACCGAUACACCAUUGUCUCCCACGAAGCGUGCGUCAUUGCUAGACGAUAUAUCAAGCGCAACGAGACAAUCAAGUACCUCUCCGGCAUACAGAUCAACAUCACGCCCGAGGAGGAGAAGGAAAUCACAGUUCGAAAGAAGGAUUUUAGCAUUGUCGUCAGCUCCAGGAAGAAAUGCACCAGCUUAUUCAUGGGGCCCGCGCGAUUCGCCAACCAUGAUUGCCGCGCAAACGCCAAGCUCAUGACUACGGGUCACUCUACAAUCGAGAUUGUGGCGUCCAGGCCCAUUGAGGUCGGCGAAGAGAUUACCGUAACCUACAGCGACUGCUACUUUGGAGAUAAUAACUGCGAAUGUUUAUGCCGAACAUGCGAACAGGAGCUGAGGAAUGGGUGGGCACCAGAGGACGGGGCGGCAAACGUGAAAAUCAGCGUGGAAGGGGAUGAGCUGAAGGAAACCUACUCCCUACGUAGGAGACGAAGAGACGAUAGUAUCGGCCACUCUUCACGGACCUCGUCUGUGACUCCCGACAUGCGCCCGCGCAUCUACAAGACGAAACCGAAGAUGCAAAAAGCAGGCACCCACGAGGCAUCGGCAAUGCCCUCGCCUACCCCAGAAGCGACACCGCGCGGCCAAAAACGCACCAUGGAAGCGAUUGCGACUCCACCAAUCACGCCGGCCAAGAAGCUCAAGCUCACAUCAGAACCCUCAGAUGCGUCCUCGCGUCUGCUCUCUAUACCCAGUGCGGUCUCUAGCAUUGCUGAUUCGUCAAGCACUCGAAGCAUAACUCCUGGCCAGACGUACGCCCCAGAGACGGACUCUACGUCCCCUGAGAAAGAGAGCCCUGAGCCAGACACACAGACGUCCCAGACGUCGCAAAUAUUCUCAGUGCCAUCCUUGGAUGAAAAGAAUGGAAACUUUGCCUAUCAGGAUGCGGGCAACACUACAAUAGAGCCUGUUUCUCCUCCUCAUAGCAUGGGCAGCCGUGCGUCUCCUGAUAUGAUUCAAGCGGCGGCCCCCGUUCGUACGAUUCCGAGACCGCCACAGCUGAAGACCAUGUCCAUUUCUUCUAUUCUGAACGACCCCUCGCCUACUGACGAAUGUAUGGACAUGUAUUAUCCUUUCAUGAUGAAGAUUGAGGCGACCAGGGGACCCGUAGUAGAGUCGAAAUUCGAACUCAUUUCCGAACCAGAUGAGAUACAGCAAGAAGCACGACCAAGGGAAACACAGUCCAAAGAAACACGGCCAGAUGAAGAACAGCCAGGAGAAAUUCAGCCGGUGAUUGAAGUCAAGACUGCCAUUGGGAUUCAUGUGGAGACGAAAGUCGAGGCCGAGGCGAAAACUGAGGCGGUGCCAACCAUCGAGGUGGUGGCCGUCGACAGCAAGCCAAGACGCGGCAAAAGCCAAAAGACAAUCCUCAAGCAAUCAAUGCCGCCUCCGUCUCGAGUACGAACGCCAGGGGAUUAUGUCCUUACGCCACUGCUCCUUUCAGAGCCUGACAUGGCCUGGAUCCAGUGCUCCAACUGCAGUGACUACUUUGUCCAGCAAAAUGCCUACUUUACACGAUCAUCUUGCCCAAGAUGCGAGCGACACUCAAAGAUUUACGGCUAUGCCUGGCCCAAGACAAACAGGACGGGGCCAUCCGAUAAAGAAGAGCGGAUUUUGGAUCACCGGAUGGUACAUCGGUUCCUCAAUUCCAACGACGAACGGAGAGCCAGAGGCCGAAAGCUUCUAGGAGAGAGCAGAGAUGGCACAGAAGAGCUGAGCGCUGAUAGAGGCAGGACCUCUCAGAGAGAACCUAAUAAAGCGGGCGGCAGGGGUCAAAAAGAGGACGGGGCAAGAGUUCGGCGCAGUGGCCGAGCAAGACAGAUGAGCAGCAAGCUGGCUGAAUGGUGA